AUGGCGCCCUAUAGCUCUCCCUUCAGCGUCAUGCUGUUGCUAUGCGUCUUUCUUUCGCUCUUUCACUUGUCGACAAGUCAUCCCCACGGUCAUCAUCACUUCCAUCCUGCUCUGGCAGGAAGAGAACUCCCAACCCCUACCAUCAAGAACCCUGUUCCGGCCAAAGACAUCGUCGUCGCCAGUCCGGUUUCUCCUUGCGUCAAUAGCAACUGCGCCACUGCUCUUCCACCACCAGAACACCUAUCAUGCUAUGCUGCGAAUAGCACCACUUUCAUUGACAAUGGAGACAACUAUACCUUGAUCUGCGACAUUGACUUCCCUGAUCAAAACAUCUACCCAUUCAUUCUGGCUGGCUCAUUCGAUGACUGUUUGGCACAAUGUGAGACGUGCAAUCACAAGAAUGUCCCUGGAAGUCGCUGUGCUGGGUUUGUGUUUGCCCCCGAGCGUAUCAAGGAUGCAGAUGAUUGCUAUCUCAAAUCAUCCUUGAACAACCCCCUUCCAGCAACUAUCCACUUGGUCGGUGCAACUGCUGCCACGCCUACUUCGACUUGUACAACAGCACUCAAAUCCGACCCUACACCUCGCUCCAAGCAUGCAAGCUCAUCCUCGAACCUUGUUGUUAAAGAAGUCAGAAUUCUCGGAAGUUCUACCAACAAGCCUACCACUCAAUACGUCAGCCAUGUUCCUGCAACCCCAGAGAAACUUGCAAGUGGCAUCCUCGUUCCGGGUAUCAAUACCGACUUGAUCACAAAAUAUCCGGUCGCAGGUGAUACUGGCGUCUGGUGUGAUGAAGAUAUACCUUUGAACCUCGAUACUGCAAAUAUGAAGGUAGUACCACAUAUGUCAAGAGAUGGAGGGAAAGGAGGCACAAUCAACUCGACACACAUCUUCGUCUUCUGCGACACUGCCAGUUUCCAGAUUGACGGGACGUCAAGCCAAAUGGUUGGAUUCGUCUCUAGCUCUGUGGCAACCGAUGACGGUAUGAAGGCACUCUUGGGUCAGCCACUUGAUCUGGUUGACAAUCUCGGCGAAUGGCAAGACGAUGUUGGCAGAAUGCGAGGUUUUGCUCCCAUGACAACCGGAGAGGAAUCGUUCAACAUUGCUCUCUCUGGGGACGGCUACCGCUAUGCCGUCUGGCCAGAAUCUUCAUUGAUUCCCCUCAACGCCUCACACGCUUUACUGUAUCCAGCAUUGGUGUAUGAUGUUGUCGAUAUGAGUACUCAAUCUGCUGUAUUCCACGACCUUGGCAACUGCAUUCUCCUCGUAUCGGUUGAUGAGAAAUAUGGCCCAACCGCACAACGCGUGGCAAAGCAGAUUUACCAGCAAGACCAGGUUACGUAUGGAACCCUGGGCGGCAUUCGUUCUUGGGGGACAUCCGGUGUUGGCGGCAAUAGUGGUAACAUCUACCUCUUCGGUCAGACCGAUCACGGCGUUCUUGUUGCACGCACUACGCCAAAUAGCUUCACCGACCUAUCCACUUACACUUACUGGGACGGCAAGUCCUGGUCGAAUGAUAUGCCGUCAUCAAGCUCAAAUGCGACCAUGAUCGAUAUCCCCAUCCAGGACCUGGACCUGGUCUACGUCCCGGCUUUACGCAGCUUUGUCAUGGUUUACCUCAAUACUCUCGCCGACAAUACCUUUUAUUAUCGACACCUACCACUCGACCUGGAUGUUGAUCAGAAUGACGAGUACGAUCGUAUUGUGACAAGCCAGUGGUCGGACGAGAAAGUCCUUACGAAGAUCGACUCCCCUGCAGAAGGUUACAUUUAUGCCGGUGGCAUUCAUGCUGGAUAUUUCGGCGAUGACGAUAUCACCAACGGCGGUUGGAAGGUCUUGAUCACUUGGACCGAACAUACUGGCAAGGAUGCCGCCAGUGCAGAGUCUGGAUACGCUCACAAAUCGGCCUAUGUCGAUUUUGGUCUUGCCUAAGUCGACCUACGCUGGAGGCGGAUCGACAUUCCUGGAUAUUAUGCCGGUUGUGACUGCAACCAUAUCAGGCAUGUUCAUCGGCCACAGGCAAGAGUCUCUUUGGCAUAUCAUCAGCCUCGCUUUUCGACCAUUUUCCAAAGAUGGGUUUCAUUUUGAGCUUUCUUGAUGUGCUGGUGGACGAUGUUAUGAGUUGAUUUUCCACACUGUUUGAUUCAAAGAAUCCUGAUUGAUGUGACCCAAGCUUUUGCUGCUAUGAGAUUAUGCGACAACGAAAAACAAGUGAUCCACAUCAAUGCGAUUACCAAGCUGAAAUUGUACUUUAGCACUGGGGGAUAAAUGAAAAGAAAAACUUCGAAAUGCGA
Molecule: messenger RNA, 2291 nt
Organism: Exophiala xenobiotica
Lineage: Eukaryota; Fungi; Ascomycota; Eurotiomycetes; Chaetothyriales; Herpotrichiellaceae
Exons: 1
Coding region: 1-1929 (642 amino acids)
Source: RefSeq, a predicted model, not a curated record